CUUUGAAGGGAUCAUUUGAGUACCCUGAACGCCAAGAUGGACGCCACACGAGUUCUGCUAAUUUUCCAACUUCUUGCUUGUUCGAUGUCCCUGAUGUCGUGCUGUCAAAGAAGAUCCUGUCAGCCAUUUACGGGAUGGAACAACUGCGUCGAUAAAGGCCUCACGGAGCCCAAACUGCCUCCCCGCGACAAUAUCUGCUGUGGACCCCACUGUGUCUACACGCCCCCGGAACCUCCUAAACCCUGCAAUUGCACCGUCAUACAGCGUUGUCUGCUGGACACUCAUUGUGGCGGCGGAAUGCCAUUUAAAAUUGUAAGAAUGUCCGGGUGCGCUCUGGAAAAGGAAAAUGCCUCCAGGCUGAAAGAUGGCUACGCCAUCCUUAUUUCAUUCCCAUUUGAUCAGAAGAAAUGCCUCAGCAUGAACACCAUGUGCGGCAUCAAUUGCUGCUGCCGUGAGAAUUGUCCAAAAUUGUUCUGUAAAUUUUAA
This is a messenger RNA of Drosophila eugracilis, 486 nucleotides long. RefSeq lists its product as uncharacterized. The coding region runs from base 37 to 486 and encodes 149 amino acids. The record is from RefSeq and is a predicted model, not a curated record. Lineage: Eukaryota; Metazoa; Arthropoda; Insecta; Diptera; Drosophilidae. The transcript has 2 exons.